Salmo salar (Atlantic salmon) is the source of this 8674-nucleotide messenger RNA. Its product is annotated as rab11 family-interacting protein 2. Gene Ontology annotation, molecular function: small GTPase binding. Gene Ontology annotation, cellular component: phagocytic cup; endosome. Gene Ontology annotation, biological process: regulated exocytosis. Lineage: Eukaryota; Metazoa; Chordata; Actinopteri; Salmoniformes; Salmonidae. The record is from RefSeq and is a predicted model, not a curated record.
ACGGCAACAGAGGAGGAGCUUGAACUUUCACCUGUGACUGUUGCGGAUGUAGUUGGCUAACAAGGAAAUUAGAGUUUUUGGUUGGUACAACUAGCAGGCUGUAAAAUCACGAUAUCUACCUCCAAUAAAUCAAUUUGCAGUUUAUUUGUGAAAUAUGUUAAACAAUCGAAUGGAUUUACAUGAUGGCAAAAUGUCGCAAGUUUGGAGAAAAUGACGAGGUGACUUGCUUAACAACAGUGGCUUGGACAUUUGUGAUAUGAUAAUCACAAAAGACAAGUGUGUAAAAUGGACUGAAGUAAUUAGUUGCUAACUAUUGAGAUGUGCUACUAGCUGUACAUAUAAAUAUAUGACCAAUAAGCACUUUAAGUUAUCUUUGCCUACGAAUCACCAAUCUACAUGAACAUCAUGUACUAAGAAAUAAGUAGUUACUGUUUGCAUGCUCUGUUGUCACUUUAAGGUCAAUUCACCUCCACAUACAUUUGUUUUUGCUAACCACACAUAAACAGAGCUGAUCAUGUCACUAGUAGAGCAGUCCCAAAAGUGGUUCCCAACUCAUGUCCAAGCCACUGUUCUUCAAGCAACUGACCUACAAGCUAAGAGUAAGAAUGGCACCAACGAUGCCUACACUAUCAUUCAGCUGGGAAAGGAGAAGUACUCGACAUCUGUGGCAGAGAAAACACUCAGCCCAGUGUGGAGAGAAGAAGCCUCCUUUGAACUGCCAGGUCUGCUUCUGGAGGGCAACCCAGAAAUCUACGAACUAUGCCUCAUCGUGAUGCACAGGUCCCUGGUGGGGAUGGAUAAAUUCCUGGGCCAGAGUACCAUCAAUCUCAAUGAAAUUUUUGAUAACAAGGAGAGAAGGAAAACUGACUGGUACUCUUUGGACUCCAGGCCAGGGAAGAAGAGGAAGGAGAGAGGGAAGAUCCAGGUCAGCAUCCAGUUCAUGAGGAACAACAUGACGGCCAGCAUGUUCGACCUUUCCAUAAAGGACAAGCCCCGCUCGCCCUUCACUAAACUCAAGGACAAGCUGAAGGGUCGCAAGCACGAUGGUGGCUUCUCCGACACCUCCUCAGCCAUCCUGCCCCGCUCCGCCAUGUGUGACUCGGAGACCCUUCGCCAGCCCAAUGCUCCGGACCAUCAGCCCCAGCCAGAGCCCAAGAUCAAGAGACCCUUACUGGCUGGCUCCCAUAAGCUCUCCGCUGCCCACUCCAUGUCCGACCUCAUUGGCACCCACUUCCGCCCCAAGCUGGACUCUAUGAACUCCAUCGAGGAGCUGGAGAAAGGGAGUGGUUCCGCCCCUCACAGGCGCUCCCAGAGUGAGGUGCGAGGCUACCAGAACACAGAGGAACACUGUGACCCUUUUACUGAUAUCAGCGAUGGCCUGCCGCAGAAGUACGCCACCCUCCCACGCAACCGCAACCCAUUUGAGGUGGAGCAGGGCCAGCUGUGGGACCAAGGGGAGAAAAAGGAGAAGAAGGAGAAGGUCAGCCUUCUUGAACGUGUGACCGGGAAGAAGGAGGGACGCAAGACCGACGGGGGGCGUUCGGGCAGCUCUGGAGACCUGCGCUCGCCCAAUCCCUUCAACAGCGACUCUCAGGGCGACAUCCAACUAACCAACCCCUUCAGCUCACACUACAAAGCAAGUGAUAAAAAGCCCACCGGCAAUGAAGACAUCCGACAGGCGAGAGAGAAACAUGGCAAGAAAAAUGAGACGAAGCAGCCGAGCGUGGCCUCCUAUAGCAACUUGUCUUUUGAUGAGGUGGUGCGUGAGCUCAUCAAGCAGAAGGAGGUGGUGAAAAAGAAGGACGCGCAUAUCCGUGAACUGGAAGACUACAUUGAUAACCUGCUGGUCCGCGUUAUGGAGGAUUCGCCGAGCAUCCUACGGACACCCUACGAGCCCAACAGGAAAGCGGGGAAAAUCUCCAAAAAGAAGUAGAGCCAAGGUAGAGAAAGGUCAAAAAUAGAGGCUUGUAAACAGUAAUGUCACGGCCUAGCCAUUUUUUAAAAUGUAUUGUGGGUAUGGAACAGAAAAUGAACAUAAGGGGGAUUGACCAAUGCCAAAUCAGUCGUUUUUGAUUUCUUUACAGAAACUGCAUUGAUGCAGCUUAUAGGUUUUGUAUGGUGUGAUUUGAGUUUACACCAGUUUCCCCAGCAGAAUAUUAUUGUGGAGUGAAGUACAUCCGACGACAUAAAUAUUUGACUUGCAUUAUAACUAACCCCAUGGCUGUACCAUUAUGAUAGGCAGACUAACCUCUGAAUCAGUUGCUCUAUGUCGAUCCACUCAUCCCUUUUAAUUUUGUACCUCCUGCUCUGUUCUUUGCAUGGCAUUCCUAUGUUUUUCAAAUUCUGGUGAAUUGAAAGAAUGGGAAAUGACAUCGUGUAUCUCACAAAUUCAUCAGAAUACCUUAGCAGAAACCAGUGGGAUUCAAAUGAGCUAUCACUGUGUUGACUACGUUCACCGUUUAUUAUGAGAUGAUGAAGAACAAACUAGUGGCGUUAUACCAUGCCUGAUCGUUUCCCAAGGCCUUUAAUAGUCUAUCCAUGUCAUACACUAUUAAAGGCCUUGGGAAACGAUCAGGCAUGGUAUAACCCCACUAGUGCACUUUCACACACGUAACAUGAAAAUCCCAGACCGCUUCUGGAGCGGUUGUUUGAACAUAGAACCACCAUCAAGCUAGAUUUGCGUUUUAACACCAAGGCGAUCUAGAUUGAAUUAAAUAUUUAAAGGAUGCACCUCUUCACCUCUCUCAAAUCAGUUGUACUGAAAAAUUGCACGAUUUAGAUUUAAAAAAUAAUAAUGUCCUCGAGCUUCUAGUAAAGAGAUACAACUUCUCUGAUUGACUGAACUAUGCCUCUUUUAGCCUUUCCAAGUGACUAAAAUCUCUUGAUUAGGUUGCUUUACUUUACUGACUUCAUUGUCCCCAUGGAGAAGUUUUGUUGCAGUGUCAUGUACACGUUUAAAGUGGCGUUUUAAAUACAAAACAAAUUGACAAUACAAUUUUCAUAACAGUUGCAUACCAAUAGAAAGAGACUAGCCUACUGGCCUUACUGGGUGGAUAGGAACAUUAGCCCGAGCUAUUUAGGAGGGAUAUCACACCUGGCACAAAUGAUUGUCUAGUUGUGUUUUUCCUGCUGAGGGGUGCCCUAUACCUGCGCCCAGAGAGGAGUAGUUCAAGUCGCUAGGUGUGGAACUAAGGUUACUAUACCCCAUUUAUAAUUGCUAACUGACUGGAGGAGUUUUGUUUUUAAAUCCCCGACAUUCAUUCUCAACGUUAAAAUGCAUCGCUUGCGGUACGGUUUUGUGAAACAUAAACAUAUCUUUCAUAUCAGUGAGAAAUAAUUUUCAAAAACGAAAUGUUUAUGGGGUUAGGGUUCCCACACGGCCAUAUUUCCAUGUUACAGUGCUUUUUUACGGAAAACAGAAGGAAGACAGAGGCGUACCUGUGCUAAUUAGAUAUCUACCUGUGAGUAAACGGAAGAUGUUUUGGCUACCAGAGCCAAUUUGCCAACAGAACAUGUAAGGUCUUUGGACCACAAGGAGUAACCUUAGUCCAUUAUUAGGCUACGGUUGCUGUAGUAUUUUAAUAAAAGGGUCUAUUUUUUUUAUUUGAUUGCAUGCCUCACUUUUCCCCCCCAAAAAUUAUCCGUUAAACAGUUAAUAAAAUAUAUAUGGCCUAAGUGUUAAAACGUAUCCAAACAAUUGUUAAGAAACCAAAAGGUAAUGGUCUAGGGGUGUGGAUGAGUGGAUCUGUGUGGGUGUGCGCGUGAGUAAGGGCAUGUUGCAGAGACUCAGUGCAGGUGGUCAGUCCAGAUCAAGUGUUCCGGAUUUUUUAAAUUUAACUAGGCAAGCCGGUUAAAAACAAAUUCUUAUUUACAAUGAUGGCCAAACCCGGACGAUGCUGGGACAAUUGUGUGCCGCCCUAUGGGACUCCCAAUCACGGCCGGUUGUGAUAAAGCCUGGAAUCAAACCAGGGUCUGUAGUGACGCCUCUAGCACUGAGAUGCAGUGCCUUAGACCGCUGAGCCACUCGGGGAGCACCAUAGGGCGGCAUUCUUUUGGCUUCUAUUUAGAAAUUGUCUCUGAGCCUGUUGGUAUCAGACCUCAUGCUCCAAUACCGUCUCCCCGACGGUGAAGGGGUGACCCGCUUGUGGCUGGGGUAUGUGAGGUCCUUGAUCUUGCUGUGGGCCUGCCUCAGGCACUGUUUCGAGUAGAUGUCCUGGAUGGGUGGGAGCACGGUAACCAGCUGAGCUAGCAAAUAAUGUAACAAAAGUAGUUUUUGGGAAUCACAAAAUAUACCAACAGGCUCUGCCUUUCAGGAAUCACAGAAGCAAGCUCUCCUGGUGCACUGUUCAGUCAUUUAGCCAUUUAAACAUUUUGUUUUUGGAUAAACUCACUUUUUGCAAUGCCCUCAAUGGCUUCCAUGCUUUUAAAAUGUGACCUUGUCCGAGGGGUCGGUCUUGACAACACUUUCUAUCUGUUGGAGUGCUUUGAUUGCCCCAAAUUCUGCGGUCGGGCUUAGUGAAGGGUCAAUUGAAUAGGGUUUGCAAUUUUUAAUAGGUCUGACAUGAAAGCGUGAACCAACAUAUAGCCAUAACAAAUAUGGCCGCUUGAUGCGGUAUUCAACCCAAAUGCUCUUAUGUGAAUGUAGUCAAGUAUAUGUUUACCAGAUGCUCCAGAGGCAGUCGUGUGCUGUUGGCAGUGGUCAAGUGGUUGAGUACUGCAGAGCAUUAAUGACUGUGUUUACACUUCAGACCAAGACGCAGGAUUAUGACACAAGCUCUACACUCUGCCAAUCAGCCCGCCACUGCGCUUACUGCAAUACAAGAUUGUGUUGAUAUGCAGGUAUGAACAUGCUGUUAUUGCCUGUCUGUGACUGAUGUGAGCUUUUUGGCAUUAGGAUGGUUUGGACCUACAGUAUCUGUUGACAUUUGCCAUCUUAGUACAAAAAUAUAUUAUUUAAAGGUACUCUUAUGAGAGUAGGUACUACUGAAUUUUUUUUACUCAAAGCAUGCAUUUCCAAACACGCAUCCGAAAACGAUGUGACACUGCAUUCCAAUUUUGUGACCUUGCAGUGAAAACUAAAAAAAAUGUGUCAACACUGUAUUCUCUGGUCAAUUUUGAUGAUAUGGAAUGUGUGGGCAUCGUGCAGGUGCAGAAUGUAAUUGAGUGGAGGCAAACUGAAGACAGUGCUAUUGAAGCCUCCCUAAUAUUUACACCAAAGUUAAUUCAUUCAAAGAGCUACCAUUGUCCAGCAUAUCAACUCUGAAGUCAUCGCUUUUGGGUUUGUUAUUUUAGAUUUUUCAGUGACUCUUGAUUUUGUUUUUAGGAUCAAGCGCAUUGUACGACCUUAAUUUGCAUUAAGUGUAGGCUCAUACAUUGUCAUACAAAAAUGUGUAUAAACCAUUGGUCAAGUUAUUCUCGCUUUACUCUACUAGUAUGGCUUUACACAGACAGAAAGAUGAAGUGCAAUCAUAAUUUAGCGACAUGCUUAAUAUUCUAUUGGUGUCCACAAAUUGUUUACACUUUGAAUCAUUAUGUUGUGUACUCAAGUGGAACACGUCUGAAUGACAUCCGUUCUACACUUGUGAUCUGUCGUUGUUUGUCAACAGCGAGAAAAUAUGAUUCCAUUAGGUAGAAGUGGUUACAUUUUUGUUCGUUUCUAGAUUUACUGAUUUCUUGCUUGAAUUGUUUUAACUAUUUUGACGGAAAUAUAAUCAAGGUACCUAGCUACAUAGCAAUGCAUUUGCAGGCUGAUUUUUAAUGUAUUGAUUUUGUUAAAAUGUUACACUGCCCAUUGACAGAUCAAAGUGCUCUUGACUAAUUGCUCUCCACAAAGGCUAUCGGUUAUAUUUUACUAGUAAUACACUGUGUACUAACUUAACACAUCCAGAAAACCAAACUAUCAGUACAGAUUGUAACAAGGGCUCAAGUUAACCUGUUUAUUACAAUUUAUAUGUGAUCAUUCAUGACAUUUUCAUGUUUUACUGAAUAAUUUGUCAUACAUCCUUCACACUGUCCAAAGCAAGGCCAAAUAUAUAACAUAUCAUGACAGUUUUACAAUCAAUGUAGGCUAACUCUGUUAUGAAAUGUUACCAUAAAUAGUACUAUGACGACAUAACAAACAGUAUCAGCUUGUCAAAAAACGGACCACCCUCAAUUUGAAUAAUUUGUGUCACCGUGGCGUAUCGCUUCAUAACACAUACAAUGUCUGUUCUACAUAGCCUACACACAUUCUGCUGUUACCUUUAUUGCCAAGUAUCAAUGUAUGCUUUAAGCAGGCAGUUGCCCCGCUCUGUACGUCGUCAUAUUUCUGAGUCUACUUUUCUUUAAUAGUUACAUACACUGUAAUGCUUUUCAAAAAGGUUACUACGUCUUAGUUAUUACUUUAUUGCUGUAAGUAGGUCAAACUAUUACUGUGUUACUGAAAUAUUUUCCCUCAAGAUGUACUCACCUAAUUAGCAGAACGGUUUACAUUUUUGUCAUGUUUUUUUUCUUUUUGUAGAAUGUUGUGCCAUUUCCAGUGUUAUAUGCUUGGUAUUUUAGAUUAAUGUUACAAAAGUUGUGUACUAAUUGUAUUGUGACCCCUGUUGUGAACUAUUGAUUCCUCAGAAGUCUAAAACAUUGACCACACUGAGUUGCAUAGUCACACAUUUGAGACAAUUUUUGUUGCUUUUUCCUGUCUUUUGUCUACUAUUUUUUUUAUUUGGUAAACUUUUACUGUCUAAUUUUUAUAUUCUUUAUUUGUAAAGUUACUGGAUGUCCACACAUCAAGUCAGGAUACAGCCCUAAGUGAACAUGUGAGAAUUUUACGACAUUCCUUUUCGGAAGUUCAAAACCGCCAGAGGCUUCAAUUUCAGAACUGUUUGGAUGACUCACUCUACAUUAAAAAGGGCUAUCUCAUUGCUUUUUUUUUUUUACUGCAAAAUCGUCCCAAUUCAGUCGCAGUAAAGUAGGACAAAGAGAAUUUAAUUGUAUUCCACAAAAUGCAAAAGCUGCCUUUUUUAUAAAGCUUGUCCUAGCAAGCAUCACUGACACACUUUUUUGUUUUCUUGCACCUAUUGUGUACAGAUUCUUAGCCUCUCUUAAAUGUAUUUUGUUUUUGAAAAAAGCUUCCCCCCCAAUUUUUUUUAUUCUCAAUCUUUAUCUAAAUCGUCCUCUAUUGAAUGUAGGCUCUAAACUGUGCCCUCGUUCAUUAUACUGAUUUAUAAUUAAGCAACAUUUCUUCCUCAUGUUUUAAAAUUUGACCUUUAUCCAGACCAGCUACUGUUUUUACCAUAAUUCAAAAUGACUUCAUGUACAUAUACAUUAUUCAGCUGUUUGUAUUUGACUUUGAAUGUGUUUUGAUGCAACAGAAAUUACUUUAUCCAGAAUAAGAUGGGGUAACACACAUGCUAACGAAUAACAACAGAUGUUUGUGUUGCGCCGUAAAUUCAAAGGUAAUUUGUUAGAAUUUUUACAGCGACAUUUAUAGCAGAACUAAUACUCUUGCUCCAAUGAAUCUUCCAUUUUUAUUGAAAAAUGUGAUGAUAAUGAAAUCUCAUGAAUUCAAUCAUGUGAAAAAGCUAGGACAAUAUUAUUAAAUGUUCAAAUGGCUGUAUAGGAUUGGGGGGGCAUAUUCAUUUCAUGCUAAAUGAGGUAAUAGGUGUUUUCUUCAGCAUCCGACAACUAGGUUGAUGUUGAAGUCUCACAAUGUCUACAUUGAGAGAUCUCCAUGGAGACAGCAUCAUUGAAAGCACUGAACUCCAUGAAGGCUGUUACGCUUACAAAUAAAUAAUACAACUAUAAUACCAGUUUCAAGCCCACAAUCACUGUUUAUGUUUAGUAUUUAAAAUCCUGUCAUUGUGUUGCUAUACAGCUAAUAUUCUAACCUUUUCUCCAUUAGUUAAUUCCAUAGCACAUCUUUGUACCUUUUACUUAGCACUCAGAUAAUGAUUCACUAACUCUGCAGUUCGCUUCCAUCCUAAAUUGCAUGUCAGUUAUUUUUGCAAUACAGCUUCAUACAAUUGUAUCACUUUCUGUUUAGAGAGCCAUCACAGUUGCUCAUAUAUGUGUAUGAAAAAAGAACAGUAUUUGAUCAAAAUCGAGAUUGUACAAUAAUACGAGCAGGAAUGUCUCCAAACACCUCUUCCUUGUAUGGUGGCAAUGGCACUAAACUUUUCCUUAUGCAUUUCUUUAACCUUAGGUGCAGUUCACGAAGGCGGGUGUAAGUUUGCACAAGACAAUACAAUUUUUCACUUUAUGCAAAAGUUUGUCGGGGUGUGAAGGCAUGUGGGGUUGAGGGGAAAAAUGUGGUUUGUUUGGAAAACUGUUGAUUGUGAUACUGAACAAAAAAAUGAAUGUCAUGUCUAUGUUGGCAUACAAGGUAUAAUUUUGGGGACAACAAUGCAGAUUAUGUAAAAAGCUAAGAAUGGUGCUGCUUGACAUGACUGCUUCAAAAGCUUUCAGUGUGAACUGUAUGUUUAUUGUCCAUCUCUCACACACUGUCCCACCAAAAGCUGGUUGCUUCCUAACUAUUUAAACAAUUUUGGCAUGUGGCAUGGAUGUACUUACAUGAAUGUGUUUAGAGUAGAAAUGUUUUAGGAAUUGUCAGUGAUCCAUUGGAUAACAAAUUUGGAAGCCACAAACAAGAUGAUUGCAUUGCUCUUUUCAAUAAAUACACUGUACUUCUUAAAGAAAA